UUUCGUUCCAUCAAGUAUAAACAAUUAUUGUUCUCAUAUCACCUCGUUAAGAAGACAGUGCUUUGACAAAAUGCAAAAAACCAUUCUAUACCUUCUGUCAGCUUGCUCAGCUGUUCUCGCCCAGAACCCUGUGCUCUUUGACUCUUAUACCGAUGCAAGAUGUGCUGGUGGAAUCGUUGUUGGGACCACAGUUGUUCAGCCAGGCGAUUGUACCAGCUCCACUGCAGCGUUUGCCAGUGCUCAGUAUAGAGGCAGCCAAUUCGACAAUGUUCAGCAGCCUGUCUCAUUUUAUAGUGACGAGAAUUGCGUAAAUGAGAUUACGGGAGUCGCAAGUGAGCUGGGCGAUGGUUACAACUGCUUUACUUUCAACAACGGCCAAGCGAAGAGUGCCAAGUGGUUGACAUAGGGAUCACUUUAGCGAGCACACACAUGCUCAUCACAAUUAUUUUGUAUGGAUGUUGUUAUGUAAAAGAGUCAACGGGUCUUUUGGGUAACGUGACAUAGCUCUUACUUCAAUGGAUACAUUCAUAACAC
Messenger RNA from Trichoderma harzianum CBS 226.95, 534 nucleotides. RefSeq lists its product as hypothetical. NCBI's taxonomy places the organism in Eukaryota, Fungi, Ascomycota, Sordariomycetes, Hypocreales, Hypocreaceae. Bases 71 to 406 code for a protein of 111 amino acids. The transcript has 2 exons. The record is from RefSeq and is a predicted model, not a curated record.